Solanum lycopersicum (tomato) is the source of this 1089-nucleotide messenger RNA. RefSeq names its product NDR1/HIN1-like protein 1. Gene Ontology annotation, cellular component: plasma membrane; plasmodesma. The record is from RefSeq and is a predicted model, not a curated record. Gene Ontology annotation, biological process: defense response to other organism. Lineage: Eukaryota; Viridiplantae; Streptophyta; Magnoliopsida; Solanales; Solanaceae.
AAUUCAAAUUUAAUCGAGUCGUUAAGUUUUAAAUAUUUUUUUUUUAAAGGAAAGUAACACUAGCUCACUUUAUUACUCUAUAUAGAUAAACCAAUCCCCAUAACCACUCACUUCCCUUUUAUUCCACACUAGUACUAUCACUAUCCACAUCUUCAGCUCCACCACUACUUUUCCGAUCACCGGAGCUACCACCGGAGUAAACACCACCAUGUCAGUCAAGGAGUGCACUCACCACAAAGACAAAAAACGAAAACGCGUCCGACGACUCUUCGCCGGAAUCCUAAUUUUCCUCUUCGUCGUCCUGUUAACCAUCUUACUAGUCUGGGCAAUUCUACAACCGAAAAAACCCAGAUUCAUUCUCCAAGACGCCACCAUCUUCAAUUUCAACGUCUCUGCUCCGAAUAUCUUCUCCACAUCGAUUCAAGUCACUAUAUUUGCCCGGAACCCUAACGAUAAAGUCGGGGUUUACUACGAUAAGAUGAAAACAUACGCAAACUAUCACAAUCAACAAAUUACAUAUUAUACCCAAAUUCCUUCAGUUUAUCAAGGUCAUAAAGACGUUAACAUAUGGUCGCCGUUCGUUUUCAGUAACAAUGUUCCGAUUUCACCUUAUAAUGGACCAGAUCUGAAGGAAGACCAGCAAAACGGCGGCGUUUGGCUCGAUUUCAAAAUUGACGGCCGUGUGAAAUGGAGAGUUGGAACGAUUACGACUGGGCAUUAUCACUUACAUGUUACGUGUACGGCGUAUGUUCCGUUCGGAAAUCAUCCCGGCGACGGCGGAAUUAUCGUCGGAAAUAACGCCGUCAAAUAUCAACUUGCUCGGAGCUGUGAUGUGAGUGUUUAGUGAUUUGGAGAAGAAGAUGAAGCAGAGGCGUUUAUUGCCAUUGGAAGUAUUUAUAUUUUUCUUUUUAAUUACUUUUUUUUUUGGACCUACUUUUAUUUUCUAAUUUUUUUUUUUAAUUUUCUGCUAUUUACAAUUUUAAUAUUUUUGGUCCUAUAAAGUUGAAUGAACUGUACAUUUUUCUGUUAAAGAAUAAUAUUGGUAACUUAUAUUAUAAAUAAAUUACAAAUAAUCGUUUUCUUAUUGCA